This is a messenger RNA of Cynoglossus semilaevis (tongue sole), 567 nucleotides long. RefSeq names its product NADH:ubiquinone oxidoreductase subunit B (gene ndufb6). Gene Ontology annotation, biological process: mitochondrial ATP synthesis coupled electron transport; mitochondrial electron transport, NADH to ubiquinone. The coding region runs from base 107 to 496 and encodes 129 amino acids. The transcript is spliced from 4 exons. Lineage: Eukaryota; Metazoa; Chordata; Actinopteri; Pleuronectiformes; Cynoglossidae. The record is from RefSeq and is a predicted model, not a curated record. Gene Ontology annotation, cellular component: respiratory chain complex I.
GCAAAUAAAAUCUGUUUCCGCUUUCUCUUCUUCGUUUGUUUCUAUCGGUUCUGUCACCCAUUGUGUCUUUGUAGGCCUUUGGAGGUUAAACGUUUAAAAACACAACAUGUCUGGGUAUACACCCGACGAAAAGCUCCGAUUCGAGCAGCUCUCAAAGCUCCGCAAGCAGUGGCUGAAGGACCAGGAGCUCAGCCCGAGGGAACCCGUCAUACAGGCUAAACCUCCUGGCCCUAUUACGAGGUUCUGGAAUCGUUUCCUGGAGCCGCAGACCCUGUGGAGGCUUUACACCCACAAAGUCUACAAAGGAGCAGUUGCCGUCGUAACCAUAGGUUUGAUUCCUGCAUGGUUUGCUCAUUACUGCUCAAAAUACUAUGUUAUGAAACAGGACAGGUUCUAUAGUAUUGUUGGUGACAGAGAACCGGUGUACCCAGGUGACAUCAUCGCAGAGACAGGUGAAGUUGUUCCAGAACUGCCUGAGUUCAAGGGUCACCACUGAUGCUGAAGCCUUCAAGAAUUACUUUGUACAAAUAACUAUGUAUCUAACAAUAAAAAGUUCAUUAUAACAUA